Molecule: messenger RNA, 3235 nt
Organism: Cloeon dipterum
Lineage: Eukaryota; Metazoa; Arthropoda; Insecta; Ephemeroptera; Baetidae
Exons: 4
Coding region: 411-1538 (375 amino acids)
Source: RefSeq, a predicted model, not a curated record
AAUGAGUGAAAAGACUGCAGGUCAAUCUUUCUAAUUUGUUUCGCAAACUCUUGUUUUUGUAACUGGCAGGAAUGUCUCUUUUUGUUGCUCCGUGCCGUCAAAAAUCCAUUCCAAACAGUGUCAUUGCCACAAUUUUUAAAAACGCCAGAUUGCUUCAGUCUCGAUUGAGCUGUGCUUUGUGUCUGACGCGUGUGUCGUGUGCACGGAAGUUUCUGUUGUCUGCUGCAGUUAUUUGGAGUUUCACAGCAGCAAAAUUGAAAAAGUUCAAGCUUGAGUUAUGUAACAAGUGAAAAGUGAGGAUUGAUCCGCGGAGUGCUCGUGAACAGAAUUGGCUGGGGUCUGCAGCUGCCUGACGAGAGUUGUAGCAAUGUGAUGUUUGACACUUGGGGCGGUCGGACGAUGCGUGUCCGAUGCCGUCUUGGUUCCAACGCUUCAUCGGGCCGGCGAUCCAGGUGCUGCACAUCAACAAGGCCGGUCUCAGCUUCAACAGCCGGCUGCAGGACAAUGUGCAGAUCCUCACCGGCCGCAGCAAGAAGAUCAUCUACCACAAGUUCACUCGCACCCAUGCCAACCAAACACUUGACCUCGAGGCCACCAAACUCAGGGUCAAGUCGCAGCAGAGUCGCAGGUCCAACACCAACACCCCGUUGCUCACUCCCAGCUCGACCACCCCCAACCUUGGCAGCCCCUAUCUUAGCAGUGCCAGGAGUAGUGUUCGAAACUCGCCAACGACAAACAGACGGCCACCGGACUGGAAUGAUUUACUUAGCCUCCAAUCUGGGCGCAGAGUUCAGGGGAAGGCUGCAAGUCUCACAACAGAAAGAAGAUUCUCAUUGAGCGACGCAGCUGCCGUCCAACACAGGGACAAGGCAACCAAAGCUCAUCGAAGAUGGGUCAAGAAAAACAGAAUUCGGGACGCGUCAUGUGGCGACGACGACGACAGCCUCGGCGUCGACAGCUCGGCAGCAAACGUGGUGCUCUACAUUGGGCUCGGACUGGUGUGUGUCGGCAUGGUCAUCUCGUUCGUCGGGCUCGGCGAAAAGGGCUUCAAAACGGCCGAGCUGAGGCUAAUUGGGCCCAGCCUGCUUGCCGCGGGCGCCUUCUUCUGUCUGCUCAGGGUUCUCUUCUGUACAUGCCCAGCCUCGUGCUGCUGUCUGUGUCCAGAGGAACGUCGCCGGCGGCGCCGACACAAGCGGCGCCGACGGAAACAGCGCGGCGAAACGGUGUCCUCGUCUGACGACGAGAAGCCGACCGUGUCGACAAUAAUCACGCGCAAGCCGCCUCCAUUCAAGGUCAACGGCGACAACAGCAAACACGUUGUCAUCCCGAUCAACAGACUGCCCCCGACGCCGACGCCCCCGGGGCACCAGCGGGGCGUCCAGCAGCAGACGACGCACCUGACGGUGCCCUCCAUUACGACGAGUGCGCCGCUGCCCAACUACAUCAGUGACAGUGAGCCAGUGGUGGACCCCGUGCCGGGGCCCUCGGGCCGCCCCCAGGGGCAGGAACUCGUGCUCAACGCAUCCAUGCUCGUCUAGCCCCCCGCCCCCCAACGAUCUUCUCAAGGAGACUGCGAUUCUGGAAUAAUUUUGUGACUUUCAAUAUACCUGUGAACGUAACGCUGGUGUUUCAAGUGUUUGACAAAACUGCAAAAUCGAACUGUGGUAAAACUAUACUACUCGGAAACUACGGUUUAUUUCUUCAGUUUGCUGGUUUAUAUCGACGGUAUGCCCGCGCUGGCGCAAAAUAUCUAAUGUACAACAGACUAAUACACAAUUAUAAUAUCGCUGUAAUAGGAAAAUCUGUUAUUUGAGGGAUUGAGGAUGAAUACUUACGUCUUUUUUCUGUUCAAAAUUAUUAACAGGUUCAAGUUUCCUAGAACGGUUGACAUAUUACUAUAUCAGUCUUUUUGCAUGCGAUAUUAAUAUGAUUUUUUUUGCUCCGAGUUAAAAAUUUCAAUGUUGAUCGCACUUAACUUUCUUAAUUUAUCAAUGAUAAAUAUAUAUGUGGGGUAAAUCAAUAUUUUUUAACAUCACCUCUAUCCCUCAAAGGAAGAAAAUAAUUGCAAAAAAAUGUAAUUGGAAUUUUCCUAAAACGGUAAAAAUAUACAUACUAUUAUGGAACACAUUGGAAGAAAAUGAAAGUCUAUAUGAAGCAAUUUUGGAAAUAGUUCAAUCUUAAAAAUCUUCAAACUAAAGAGGUAAAAUUAUAUUGAAAAGUUACAAAUAGGAGUGACUUCCAAUGUGUAUCCAUGUGCUAAAAUCUAAAAAUAUUAAAAUUGACUUCUAACUUCCAUGUGCAAACUACAGCCUCUGUAGUCUGAAUAUUAGAAAUAUAAUACUGAGUGCAUCAACUCAUUCUUUUUUCUAAUUAGAUUAUUCUCAUGCAGUUGGUUCACUGAUUUCAUUAUAAAAUACGCACCAUCUCUCUCUAUAUUUAAGUCGAAAAUGUUUGCCAAAAAUUUGUCCCACACUUUUGAAUAUUUGCGAGGCUAAAGUUUGCAAAGUGAAAAUUACAUUCAUAAUAUAAAAAAAGAUAAAACGCCAUGUUAAUCAUGAUUUAUGCAUUGUUAUCAAUUUAUGACAAAGACAUUCGCUUCGAAGACCUAAGGAUAAUCAAAGCACAUAAUAAUUCUUCAGUUUGGCGAUUUUUGCCAGCGGCAACGCUGGCCUUUAAUUAGAUUAAUGGACCAAAAUAUCACUCAUGCAUCACGCAAAACGACAAAAAUGUUUGGAUUUUCAAACUAAAUUUGCGCAUUGUUAACAAAUUCGUCUCUUCAUUCAUUUUUGAUCGCCCCUCCUUGAAACGGUAGCGAAAGGAUCCCAGUUUAGUUGCGCGAGAGAUUAGGAGUUUUAAUUGCCACGGGACCAAAAUGAGCUGGAGUCCCAGAAAAGGUUAUUGACCCACUUACAGAGAGAGGCCUUGAACGAUAAUUAAAAUUGUAGACUUAAAGAAUGAUCCUUAAAUGCGCAUAGGACGAAAUGCAUAUUUUACUGAUCCAUAAAUGCACCAAUUCCAAAUAACACGACUCUACGAAAUGAUUCGAUUUUCUUAAUAACCCACCUAUACUCUCCAUUUGUUUCUAUGGUCUCGUACGGUACUCAAGACAACUGAGAAUUAAUUUUUUACUCGCCCUGCUAUCGAUUGUAUUGUAUUUUAAAGAAAAACAAAUGUGAAAGUUGAGCUGUAUUCAAAACAAGGAUGAAAGUCCAGAAGAUACAAUUUGCAAAAAUUA